AUGCCUUCAAUUUUAGAUGACGACGAUGAUCGAGAUUUGAUCGGAUCUCAAGAUGGCAGCUCGGAUGGCGGCAUGGAUGAUACCAUGCAAGAUAUGGAUGAUAUGGAAGUUGAUGUUGAGCCUGAGCCUGAGCCCGAGCCCGAGCCUAAUUCUCCUUCGAAUUCCAGUGUUGUCGAUUCGGAGCACCAUGCUAGAAACGCACAAAAUCCCGAAGUGAUAAUUACUGCCCCUGCGCUCGAUCCAGUUCCCGAUCAGCCCUUUAUGUACAGGCCACAGGUCCGUCCAGAAGUGCUGACUGCUGCAACGUAUGACAUUGUGCCGACAACAGCUGCCCCCCAUAGCACUUCCAUCAAUGCUGUCACUUCAACAGCCGAUAUGCGCUGGGUAUUUACCGGUGGCUCGGAUGGAUACGUGAGAAGGUUUAAUUGGGUCGAUUCUAUCAACAGCAAGCUCAUGCUCACUGUUGCCCAGCGCCAUCCAUUUGUCGACAGCGUUGUCAAGGCUGGCGUCUUGGUGAAUUACUGGGAGAACAUGGAUGGUACCGCAAUGUCGCCGGUAUACUCCCUUGCAGCUCAAGCAGAAGGACUAUGGCUUCUUACGGGCUUAGAAUCGGGCUUCAUUCGAUUGCAAUCAGUUCGUCAUGACGAGGGUAAAGAAAUUGCAGUACUCAAACAACAUACCUCUGCGGUAUCAGUCUUAUCUCUUACCCACGACGAGAGAUCGCUUUUGUCAGGCAGUUGGGAUAAGAGAGCGCUGGAGUGGGACCUCGAUACUGGAAAAGUGAAACGCACCUUUGGGCCAAGCAUUGGACAAGUUUCCGCCAUUGAAUUCCGUCCUGAAUCAAGCCUCCCCGUCCCACGGGAGAUUGUGGAGAAGCCACUAACAAAUGGCACAUACUCAUCUAAUAACCGUGCUGCCCCAUCAACCAACCAAAGUUUUGUUAACGGUGGAGGGAAUAAUAAAGAUGGACAAAUCGGCGACCAGCCUGGAUCUCCUGCCGAUUCUCUAUUUGAGGCGGACUCGCUUUUUGGAGAUGCAGAGGGUGGUGGUGAUGCUGACGCUCCGUCUGGUGGCGCAUUUGCAGCAGAAGACGAUGAGUUCUCCCAGGCACUGGCUAAUGGGAUAAAACAAAAACAACAGGUGCCCCGAAAAGAUGCAGACGAUAGCACUUCAAAUGCAAUGCCUAAUGGAAUCGUCUCGAAUUCGGAAUCACUGAUAGAAAGUAUCCCUGAAUCAGGCUCCACUAGCCAACUUCAAACAACUAAGCAAGAACCAGAAGACUCACAGGUCAAUGGGAUAUCUGACUCUGUAAUGAGUGGCCUCCCACACGCCGAAGAUAUGGAGUCUUCAGCAGCAACCAUGGAAAAAGGCGCCACCGCGAGUGACAUGAAUUCCCUCGGAAAUUCUAAUAGUACUUUCCUGUCUGCUUCGAUAGAUGGGACAAUUCGAGUGUGGGAUCGUAGGCAAUCGGAUCCGAUUGCCCGCAUAACGCCGCGAAACAGUCCACCAUGGUGUAUGAGUGCUUGCUGGUCUCCUGAUGGCAAUUAUAUCUACGCCGGUAGACGAAAUGGUACUGUUGAGGAGUAUAGUUUACACAAAGGCCUUCGGGAUCCCCAGAGAACCUUUAAAUUCCCACAUGGGAGUGGCGCAGUAUCCUCUGUUAAAAUAAUGCCCAAUGGGCGACAUCUUAUCUGCGCUUCUCAUGAUAUUCUACGCUUGUAUGACUUGAAGGAAGAGCAGAGCUCUAGAUCUUCGGUUCCCUUCCUCAUUAUACCCGGCCAUCGUACAGGUACCAUUUCCCAGCUUUACAUGGAUAACGCCUGCAAGUACUUGAUUUCUACCGGUGGAAACCGAGGGUGGGAAGGAUCAACGACAGAAGUCCUUCUUGGUUAUGAAAUAUCCUCCCUACAGUCCUAA
Molecule: messenger RNA, 1917 nt
Organism: Trichophyton verrucosum HKI 0517
Lineage: Eukaryota; Fungi; Ascomycota; Eurotiomycetes; Onygenales; Arthrodermataceae
Exons: 3
Coding region: 1-1917 (638 amino acids)
Molecular function (GO): protein binding
Source: RefSeq, a predicted model, not a curated record